Messenger RNA from Somion occarium, 1069 nucleotides. The record is from the annotation of a GenBank genome assembly. Lineage: Eukaryota; Fungi; Basidiomycota; Agaricomycetes; Polyporales; Cerrenaceae.
AGUCGCGCAAUUGAAACAGAAAGCUCACACGUUCCGACUUCUUCCCUUUUCCCUACCAUCUCAAAACUGUUCUCAAGCCAUUCUCUUUUCAUUAUCGAACAGCGAUAAGUAUGCCUAGAAAAUCUGCUACUACGGCUGAGGCCGCAGAGGGUGAAACGAGGCGAUCUUCGAGGCUCGCUGCUCAGCCGAAGAACGAGGAUGCGGCAGCAGCAGCUAAGCCAGCUGUAAAACGACAGCCAUCCAAGAAGAGGACUGCUGAUACCGAAGAAAAGGUGGCAAAGAGCGACGCUCCUGCAGCAAAGAAGAGCAGGAGUGCUGGCAAGAAGGCCGAGAAAGCAGAGGAAGAAGCAGAAAGCUCAGAUGCUGCUCCAGAAGUGGCUCCGAUAGACCUUGGAGACAAUCUUCCCUCUGUCACGCUCAAGAACGAGAAGGGCGAGGAUGUGGACGUCUCCACUCUCACUGCUGAGAAGGGACUCAUCCUCUUCUUGGUUCCAAAGGCCGAUACCCCGGGUUGCACAAAUCAAGCCUGUGGCUUCCGAGACAUUUAUCCCGACUUCACUUCCUCUGGCUUUGAGGUUUACUGCCUCAGCGCGGAUUCUCCCACGGCACAGAGCAAAUGGCAGUCAAAGAAGAGUCUUCCGUAUCCGUUGCUUUCUGAUCCCAAACGUAUAUUAAUCUCGGCCCUCGGAGCUGGCGAAGGUGGAAAAACGAAGAGAAGUCAUUUUAUCUUUGAAAAAGGUGGCAAGCUGGUGGAUAAGAGGAUACCCGUGAAACCUGCCGAUAGUCCGAAGUUGGCUUUGGACUUCGUCAAGAGCUUGGGCUCUUCGUGAGCCUGUAUCCGGUUUUUUUAAACCAGAAAGACAACCUUUUCACUAUCUUAUAGUUUCGGAUUAGGGGAUAUCUGUGGUUAAGUGUUUGUAUUUCUACUGUACGGGGGCUUAAGAAAGAAGAUAACUUGAUACAGUAUGGCUCACUUGCUUCGUUACCGAUUUUGUUCUUUAAACGUCGUUCAUGAAUUUUGAAUCAGUCUCUUGUCUCACUCAGGGCGGAAACUCACUGCAUUCGAACU